This is a messenger RNA of Caenorhabditis elegans, 1024 nucleotides long. The record is from the annotation of a RefSeq genome assembly. Lineage: Eukaryota; Metazoa; Nematoda; Chromadorea; Rhabditida; Rhabditidae.
AUGGCACCCUUCAGCGCACAUCGUGUUUGAAUUAUCGACUUUUUUCGGAAGGGAGUGAGCCGAGUUACCAUUGCUAAAAAGCUUGCCGUUGCUCGCCAGACAGUUUAAGAUAAAAUUUGAAGGUCCGGGGAGCUCGGCAAUUUACAGGACCGUGCUGGACAAGAAAAAGAGUCAGUGUGACCACUCCGGAAGUCGUGACGACCGUAAGAGACAGGAUCCGAAGAAAACCCCAUCGAAUUAUGAGAAUAAUGGCUGCUGGCAUGGACUCGAGCAGGAUGGAUCGAAACGAAUUGUCAAAGACAAGCUGAGACUCACACCGUAUCGUGUGAGAAAUAUCUUCUUUGUUUUCUAUGCCAAUAAGCUGAAACGGCUUGACAAAGCAAAACGGAUCUUUCGCCGUACGCACCCUGGGGAGAAUCUCGUGAUUGUUUUCUCUGAUGAAUACUGUUCACAGAAAGCAGAGUUCAGUUCUCAAAACUGUGGAGAACUUGAAUUAAGGUCUUAUGAAGCUAAUCAAAUAGAUGGAUCAUACAUCAAGUCUCCCACCCUCCCAGCACCACAGUUUUGGAGAAGCAUGCUGAACUGAUGUAUUAUUUGAAUUUCAUUGAUUAUGGCGUGAAAAUCAAGAAAAAGUGUAAAUCAAAGAGAUUUUGAAGAAGGAAAUUCUUCCUUGAUUCCAAAAUCAUCUCGGAAAAUGUCAUUGUGUGUUCCAGCUAUGUGGAGCGCCUGCUUGUACUGCAAAACUCUCCAACAGUCGUGCGCAACUCACAUCCAAGCGUUCGAACCAAAGGAAGAUUAGCCUGGUUUCUCGCCGGACUAUAAUUCCAUUGAUUAUUCCAUUCACAGGGUCUUGUAGGGAAAGGUCCCAGCUAAGUCUCACACAAAUUUGGUUGUUCUGAAGGAGACACUGAUUAAGGAAUGGGACAAUUUGUCAGUCAAGUACCUGCGUACGGGCAUCGACGCCUACCCUCGAUUUCUUCGAGCUGCCAUCGCCACGAAAGGAGGCCGCAUGGAGCAUGACUAA